Molecule: messenger RNA, 2253 nt
Organism: Seminavis robusta
Lineage: Eukaryota; Bacillariophyta; Bacillariophyceae; Naviculales; Naviculaceae
Source: the annotation of a GenBank genome assembly
GUCGAGUUACCGUAGCAUCGGAUCACAAUCACCAAGUCAAUUGCGCCUUCGUUGCUGCAACAAACAACAAAUGUCGAAGGGCCUCAGAUCCAAGUGAGAUGAGAUGCCAUCAAUCCGUCGACGAUGGGGAUUGCUCCUUGCGGGUCUAUCCUGCCUUGUCCUUGUGAUCAGAUCCGGAGUCCUCUCGACCGGAGUUCUUUCGGAAAUAAUAGGAGCGUUUGAGACUCCAGAUGAUGGACCAGAGUCUCUCUACAAUGUGACCACUCCUCUUUAUGCCGGAAAAGAAACACUCUUACAGAAGCAGCAACUCCUUCAGGGAGUGAGUAGAGAAAGACCACUGUUUGUACUGAGUCUUCCCAACAGUGGGAGUUUGGCACUACAACGAUUUUUUGAAUGUGCUGGAUUGAGACUCUCUGUCGAGUUGGGUCGGUUCUUUGUCAAUCAAGAAUCAGGAGUGAGAGUUAAGGAUCUGCUGGAAAUUGGAUCCUGCCUUCACAACAACUACGUCAGUCAUCUCAUGGCAGGCAACCACAGUAGCAAUGCCACUUCAACAACAAAAAAUUUGCUGCAUGGAUGUGGCGGGGACAAGUUUCAAGUUUGGAUCGACAUGGAAAUUGCUCGUUUCCGAUUGUGCUUCUAUCCUUCCAUGACUCCUGGCUUCUUGGAACUGCUGUUCCAACAAUAUCGCCACGCGACAAUACUGCAAGUGAUUCGAGAUCCCAUUGAUUGGUACGAGUCGCUAUCGUUUGAUAUCAAAGAGCGGUGGCGAGAUCUUUGUCAAGCCAAUCAUCCACUCAUCUCGUUUCCAACAACCAAUGCCUCCAGAAACGAAUGGACUCGGUUCUACCACUGGCAUGUCACUCAUAUUCGUCAAUUUGCCAAACAGCAUCCUUCCUGGAGAUAUCUAGAAAUAUCAUUGGAUGGUCAUCGCCACGAUGAGGAAGAAACAGUGAUGAACAGCACCAGUCAGUUCCUCCAUCAUCAUUUGGGAGUGGAUCCACAGUGUUGGGAGCAAUCACACCACCAAAACAAACACAGCAAUGUGGACAACACAGACGGCAAAGCUAACACACCACUGCCUCCUGACAUUACCUACCCUGUACUCGUCACGGCUCUUUCCAAGAGUGGUACCACUACAAUUCACGAUUACUUUACAUGUGGGCUGGGUGGAGGAACGUCCAUCCACACGAGGACCAAAAAUCAAACCUCCAAACGACCCGUCUUUAUUGGCAAAUGUAUGGAGUACAAUAUACUGCACCAACGUCCCUUGCUACAAGAAUGCUCCUACUACAAGGUGUGGUCCGAUAUCCAGUACUUGUUCAGGCCCAAAGGAAGCGACGACUGGAGUCAAGCACACUGCUUCCUUCCUACACUGGGAGGAGGACUGGAAGCAUUCCAUGAUUCCUUUCCAAGAGGAACCAUUUUGCAUGUCACCCGCAAUGCUACCCACUGGAUCCAAUCGGCCAAUCGAUGGCAGCAAUUGCAAGAACGAUGGGCCAUGGCGUGUCGUGAUCAUCAGCAUCAUCAUUCUGGCUUGUUUGUGCCACCGUCUCGUUCGCCGUUUGCAAUCUGGCAAGACUUUUACCACAACCAUACAGAAUGGAUACGACAAUUUGCACGGGAGCAUCCAUCGUUGACCUAUGUGGAAAUCUCUUUGGAAGAUAGUGUUGGCACGCCCAAGAUUCUCAACCAAGUGUUUGGGAUUCCCACAUUUUGCUGGGGACAUUCCAACAAGAAUCAUAAGAAAGGAACGUGACUGUUUGUUGUGGUGUCUCCAUUACAAAGGAAGAUAGAGUGUCUUCGCAGCAGCAGCAUGUAUCGCAGUGAUGAGAGGGUUUGAUAGAGAACAUGGGAGGGAGGAUCCACGCGUUGCAGUACACUGUUCUCCGGGUAUUGCAGUUACAAAGUGCUCAACAUGCUCCGUGGGCACAAAGUUCAUGUAAACAAGUUGUUGUCAUGCAACAAAAUGCUUGUAAUAAAGGACGAGAGGAGUCCUAGCUAGGGAAUAGCAUGACAGUCAGAGAGGUUGCCAGCUGUGUCCAGCAUCCGUAGGUUGGUCGUUUGGCUCGCCUCCGAAAGGCAGGGUUCCUGACAAUCCUUUGAAACCCAUGGCCUUGCGCCGAAGCUGCGACGAUUCUCCAAUCUCAGUAUGAACGGUUCCAAAAAGAUCAUUAUUUUAAGUUCAAUUUUUGCAAGCUUGUCAUGGUCUAGAGGUACCGGUCCCUGGCAUCACCUGUGAAAGCUCUCCGGUGA